Phytophthora nicotianae INRA-310 is the source of this 228-nucleotide messenger RNA. RefSeq lists its product as hypothetical. NCBI's taxonomy places the organism in Eukaryota, Oomycota, Peronosporomycetes, Peronosporales, Peronosporaceae. The record is from RefSeq and is a predicted model, not a curated record. The annotation marks the transcript as partial. The transcript is spliced from 3 exons.
AUGGUGAACAUCGGCUCAAAAUGGACACGUUCGUUCCCGAUGGGAUACCCUGCGUGUCCUGAUGUUCACAGCAAGACGUCGAAGAUGAUGCGCGACACACUGGACACCAUCCAGGAAGGCACCCACUCGGACAUACAAGCCACGAUGGACACCGAGUUGAAUGACGCUACAGGCACUCAAUUUCCAAUUAUCAUUUGCGGGUGGCAGCGUGUGCUGAGCUGUUGCAGA